AUGGACGAGGAUACCUGCGCUGUUUGCAAAAUAUCGGCGAAACAGAAGUGUGGAGGAUGCAGGUCCGUCUUUUAUUGCAGUCGAGAUCAUCAGAAGCAGCACUGGAAGGAGCACUCUCGGAGCUGCAGGGCAUACAAGAUGAUGGAGACCGAGGCGGUGGGCCGUCAUUACAUCGCGCAGCGGCGCAUCGAGGCCGGCGAGGUGGUAAUAAGGGAGGAGGAGCCGCUUCUUUUGAGCCCACCGCUCGACACGCAAGCAAUAUGCUUGGGCUGCUACGUGGCCCUAAGUCCCGAAACUUCAAGGCCCUGCCGAGAUUGCGGCUGGCCGCUCUGCCUCACCUGCAACUCCCACGGGCCCGAGUGCGGCUUCACCCAACGCUACCGCACCUCCAAGGUUUCCGUAACGGAGUUCGGACUGACGCAUCCCAAGUACCGAUGCAUCGGGGCGUUGCGAGCGCUCUGCCUCCGCGAGAGCGAUCCCAAAGCUUACGCCGCGCUCGCGAGAUUGCAGGCCUUCGCAGGGCGUGGCGACGCCGAUUUCCACGAGCCCCGCGAGACCGCGCGGUUCGUCAAGCGGUUCUUCGACAGACUGGCCGAGGACAUUGACGAGCAGGAGAUCGCCCGGAUCGUAGGGAUCAUACAGAUCAAUGGCCACGAGGUGCCUACGGUCGAGCCAAACACUCUGGUGGCCGUGUACGACCUGUCGUCCUACCUCGAGCACAGCUGCAGGGCCAACUGCUCCAAGAGCUUUACCGAUUCCAACGGUAUCGUCGUACGCGCCGCCGAGCCCAUUGAAAAAGGGGCUCACGUGACCAUUUGCUACACGGACCCGCUCUGGGGCACGGCCAAUAGGCGGCAUCACCUGCUGCGCACGAAAUUUUUCGAGUGCGCCUGCCCGCGCUGCUCCGAUCCCACGGAGUUCGGCACCAUGUUCAACGCCAUCAAGUGCCGAAAAAGCGACUGCGGGGGCUAUAUGCUGCCGCCUACGUUCCUUACCCCCGAAGUGCCGGACUACGAGUGCGACAAGUGCGGCGACUCGGUGUCGUCGAACGAGGUGGACGAGGAGCUCGAGAGGAUGGGCCGCGACCUCGCGGGGAUGAGGAAAAACGACCCGGAGACGUGUCGGGCCUUUGCGCGCCGCCACGGCUCCGCCCUCCACGCCAAUCAUUUUUACAUGACCGACGUCAAGUUGGCCCUCGCCCAACUCAUUGGACAACAAGUCGGUGGCCUGCCCACCCUCCCCGACGAGACCGUCAGCGAGAAGAUCCUGCUGUGCAAGAACAUCGACGAGCUGCUGCGGGUUAUCGUGCCUUCGGAGAACAGAGUGAGAGGCCUGGUGCUCUUUGAAAUGCACGCCGCAGUCGCGGAAUUCGGCCGCAGGCGAGAUAAGGAGCAGUUGUACAAUAUUUUGCUGGAAGCAAAGAGAUUGUUGAGCGAAGCGUAUCGAUUGUUGAAACACGAGCCCGAGUCACUGCCCGAGGGUAAGAUUGCUCAGACGGCCAAGAAAAAUCUCGGCGAGAUCGAGCUGAUUUUAAGGAGGCUGUGUCUCAACUCGGUAGCCACGCCGUGAUCCAUACGUUUACAUAUCUCAACCACGGGAUCAAGGAUAUACAUAUAUACAUGUAUCGUUUUUGU
Messenger RNA from Copidosoma floridanum, 1634 nucleotides. Its product is annotated as SET domain-containing protein SmydA-8. Gene Ontology annotation, molecular function: protein binding. The record is from RefSeq and is a predicted model, not a curated record. Lineage: Eukaryota; Metazoa; Arthropoda; Insecta; Hymenoptera; Encyrtidae.